Strongylus vulgaris is the source of this 1136-nucleotide messenger RNA. The record is from the annotation of a GenBank genome assembly. NCBI's taxonomy places the organism in Eukaryota, Metazoa, Nematoda, Chromadorea, Rhabditida, Strongylidae.
AUGUCCGAUUCUUCAAGCUCAGAGAGUGAUUGUCUUUCUCGGAAAUCAACUAUAAAUGCGAAUGUAGUAACAAACAAAAGUCAGUCAUUCGCUUGUGUAAAAAUCAGCGAUCAUAUUAUAAUAUCAGGUACGCAUUCAACGGCAGAGUUAGAAGAGGAUGAAAGGAAAAUCGAACCUCCACCGUCAUUCGAAAAAUUGGGUGUUUGUGAGCCACUGUGCCAAGCUUGCGAACGACUGGAUUGGAAGAUACCUACGAAGAUUCAAGUUGCUGCUCUCGCUCAUGCCUUAAGGGGACGAGACGUCAUUGGUUUGGCGGAAACUGGAUCUGGCAAAACUGCCGCUUUUGCCAUUCCAAUUCUACAAUCUUUGUUAGAAACUCCGCAAAAACUCUUUGCUCUUGUGCUUACGCCGACCAGGGAAUUGGCAUUUCAAAUUGCUCAACAGUUUGAAGCACUAGGCGCUGGUAUAGGCCUUCUGGUUGCCGUGAUUGUCGGCGGUGUCGACAUGACAACUCAAGCAUUUGCGUUGGCGAAGCGUCCACAUGUGAUUGUAGCAACACCUGGUCGAUUGGUUGACCAUUUGGAGAAUACUAAAGGUUUUAACCUUCGUGCACUGAAAUAUCUUGUUAUGGAUGAAGCUGACAGAAUUCUUAAUAUGGAUUUUGAGGUGGUUGAAAAGAAAGCUCUUAGAAAUCUGUUAGUGUCAUCUUACCUGAAAUUCUCAAUCAAAUGUGGCGCACAGUAUCCACGUGCCAACUUCUUAAUCAGUGUUGACGUCUCUGGUAAAUACGUUCAGCGGUGCCCAGAAACAAUUCCAGUCGAGCUUGAUAAAAUUUUGCGAGUUAUUCCAAAGGAACGACAUACAUAUCUCUUUUCUGCCACCAUGACAAAAAAGGUUGCCAAGCUUGAGAGGGCGUCGCUGAAAGAUCCCGCACGUGUUGAAGUGUCGACGAAGUAUAAGACUGUUGAUAAGCUUAAACAGAAUUACCUCUUCAUCCCAUUUAAAUACAAGGAGGCGUACUUGGUAUAUCUUCUCAAUGAACUCGCUGGGAACACUGCUAUUGUAUUUUGUGCUACUUGCAAUACUGCAAUGCACGUGGGUCUAUUGCUUUUCUUUUCUUCAGCUCUUUUAUGACA